Danio aesculapii is the source of this 1359-nucleotide messenger RNA. RefSeq names its product DnaJ (Hsp40) homolog, subfamily C, member 4 (gene dnajc4). The record is from RefSeq and is a predicted model, not a curated record. The coding region runs from base 233 to 946 and encodes 237 amino acids. Lineage: Eukaryota; Metazoa; Chordata; Actinopteri; Cypriniformes; Danionidae. The transcript is spliced from 8 exons.
CACAAAACAUAUAUGAAUUGGGUUACGAAACUCUUCGUCUACGUUUUAAGUUCGUGUCACAGUAAUACAGUUUAGAUUUUGACAACAGCUAGCUGUUGUAACCUGCUAAUUUGAGUUUGCCGAUUAAUGGACCUGUCUCAAAAGAUCUCCCGCAGAGCUGCUGACCCACUGCCAUUCAAUGGGAUCCUGCUGAGCGAUUCCCAUUUAUGUAGUUUAUAUUUACGAGAACAUCAUGCAGUUGGAGGCUCAUCUUCGGCUCUGUCAGACUUGUUUUUGGUACUGUAGAAGUUCUCAGCGGCUGUUUUCUCUGUGUGGUGCACACAGGUCACAAACCAAUUACUAUGAACUUCUUGGGGUGAAACCGGAUGCUACGCUGGAACAAAUUAAGUUUGCAUUUUUCGACAAGUCUAAAAAGUUGCAUCCAGACAGUGACCCAUCCAAUCCUGGUCUGCACACACAGUUUGUGCAGCUGAACGAAGCGUACAGAGUGCUGAGCAAAGAAGGUUCCAGACAGGAUUAUGACCUCAGACUGAGGUACCAGUAUGCUAGAGGUCAGGCCUUCAGAACCUCCUCCAGCUCCACCAACAAUCCCAACUGGGAGGCUAAUGAGAGCAUGCGUUACUGGGAGCAGUUCAGACAGGCCCAGCCUCAGGAGAACAAGCCAGAGGAAAGGGAAAAGAAAAAGAAAAGAAACAUGCGUUUGGUGGGCUACUGCUUUCUCGCCAUGCUCCUCAGCGUCUCUGCGCAUUACUUUGGCUUCAGGAAACUGGAAGAGGUCCAUAAUAAUUUCAUGGAUGAGAAGGACAGAGUCAUCACCAAGAUCUACAAUGAAUCGAAAGAAAGAGCCAGAGCAAAUGGCGUUAAGAAGCAGCAGGAGAUCUUAAGACAGAAGCACGCGGAGUUCCUGGAGAGAUUCAAGAUCAACGAAAACGGAGAUGAGAAGUGAAGCGAGGAAGCGGCUGAUCUAAUGAAACUCAUCAACACAGGGUUAUGGACAGAGUGCAGAUUGUGGAUGAAUGUGGAAGAAUGUAUUUUGUUAAUAGUUUUUAUCAAAUUUUCUAGGGUCACUGCGUUUGAGAUCCUUAAAUAAGGUCCUUGAAUGCUCACUGGGUGUUUAAAAGGGUUACGAUGUUUUGCUUUGACUCAGACCUGUUUUUUCACCCAUAGACGUCAGAUUAAGGUCACUGAGCGCGCAAGGCAAAUCAGGCUGAUUAUAGGCCAUCAUGGCUCCUCGUAAGGUGUUAAAAACACCUGUACACAAUAUUGCCUGCAUUUACAGGCGACAUUGUAGCUGCACCUGGAAAGAGUGUUAUGGAAACAUUGCAUUCCUGAUAAAGUAGUUCAUCAAAACACUGACAA